Messenger RNA from Andrographis paniculata, 2131 nucleotides. Its product is annotated as T-complex protein 1 subunit alpha. The transcript is spliced from 17 exons. Gene Ontology annotation, molecular function: ATP hydrolysis activity; ATP-dependent protein folding chaperone; ATP binding. Gene Ontology annotation, biological process: protein folding. Bases 167 to 1804 code for a protein of 545 amino acids. Gene Ontology annotation, cellular component: chaperonin-containing T-complex. The record is from RefSeq and is a predicted model, not a curated record. Lineage: Eukaryota; Viridiplantae; Streptophyta; Magnoliopsida; Lamiales; Acanthaceae.
CCCUCCCUCCCAAACCUCUCCUCUUCUGCUUCUGCUGAGGUCUCCUUCCUUUUUCACUAGUCCCUUCGCUGCUCUCUCGGCGCUCAACUCGUCAGAAAACUUUCACCGCCACUUCCACUCUCAAUCUCUCGAUCGAGCUAAGCGAUCCGGACUCGGAUACUUUCACAUGGCGAUUAUUUCUCAGACUCCUGAUAUUUCCGGCGAGCGCCAGUCCGGCCAGGAUGUUCGCACUCAAAAUGUGGUGGCGUGCCAGGCGGUUGCGAACAUUGUUAAAUCUUCGCUCGGUCCUGUUGGCCUUGAUAAGAUGCUUGUAGACGAUAUUGGUGAUGUGACAAUCACUAAUGAUGGUGCCACAAUACUAAAAAUGCUGGAGGUGGAGCACCCAGCAGCCAAGGUCCUAGUUGAGUUAGCAGAACUACAAGACCGAGAAGUUGGUGAUGGGACAACUUCUGUUGUUAUUAUUGCUGCUGAGCUGCUCAAGAGAGCAAAUGAUUUGGUGAGAAAUAAGAUACAUCCAACAUCAAUAAUCAGUGGAUACAGACUUGCUAUGAGGGAAGCGUGCAAGUAUGUUGAUGAAAAGCUUGCUGUUAAGGUGGAAAAGCUGGGGAAAGAUUCUCUUGUAAACUCUGCCAAGACUAGCAUGUCCUCAAAGUUGAUAGGCGGUGACAGUGACUUCUUUGCAAAUCUGGUUGUGGAGGCUGUGCAAGCAGUGAAGAUGACUAAUGCAAGAGGUGAAGUUAAAUACCCAAUCAAGGGAAUCAACAUACUAAAAGCCCAUGGAAAAAGUGCUAGAGACAGCUAUUUACUUAAAGGAUAUGCACUCAACACUGGACGUGCUGCACAAGGGAUGCCUCUGAGGGUUGCACCGGCCAAAAUUGCUUGUCUUGAUUUCAAUCUUCAAAAGACAAAGAUGCAAAUGGGUAUCCAAGUUCUGGUCACCGAUCCUAGGGAGUUGGAAAAGAUUCGCCAAAGAGAAGCUGACAUGACAAAAGAACGCAUUGAGAAGCUUUUUAAGGCAGGAGCAAAUGUCGUGCUAACCACAAAAGGGAUAGAUGAUAUGGCACUUAAGUACUUUGUGGAGGCUGGUGCAAUUGCUGUGAGACGUGUCCGCAAAGAAGAUCUACGCCAUGUUGCCAAGGCAACUGGUGCAACUGCGGUUUCAACAUUUGCAGAUAUGGAAGGGGAAGAAACAUUUGAUUCCUCAUUUCUAGGAUAUGCUGAUGAAGUUGUUGAGGAACGCAUUGCUGAUGAUGAUGUGAUUAUGAUAAAAGGGACAAAAACAUCAAAUGCGGUUUCAUUAAUACUUAGAGGUGCGAAUGAUUUCAUGCUUGAUGAGAUGGACAGGGCAUUGCAUGAUGCCCUUUGCAUUGUCAAAAGGACUCUAGAAUCAAAUACUGUUGUUGCUGGUGGAGGCGCAGCUGAGGCGGCAUUAUCAGUAUAUCUGGAAAAUUUGGCCACAACCCUAGGAUCCAGGGAGCAGCUGGCUAUUGCAGAGUUUGCCGAAUCUUUACUUAUCAUACCAAAGGUACUUGCUGUCAAUGCGGCCAAAGAUGCUACUGAACUUGUCGCUAAACUACGAGCUUACCACCACACUGCACAAACUAAGGCAGAUAAGAGGCACUUGUCAAGCAUGGGUCUCGACCUAGUGAAAGGCACAGUUCGCAACAAUUUGGAAGCCGGAGUAAUCGAGCCAGCCAUGAGCAAAGUAAAAAUAAUCCAGUUUGCCACCGAAGCUGCUAUUACCAUUCUUCGAAUCGAUGACAUGAUUAAGCUUGCAAAAGAUGAAAGCCAGGAUGGGGAGUAGUAAAAUAGUCUUCGGCGUGGAAGAGCUUCGUCAUCCAUGGUAAAAAAAAAAAAAUGUGUUAUUUUUUUUUUUUUUAUCGUUCCUGGUUAUUUGUGUUCGAAAUCUGCCUAUUUUAUGCGUUAACUAUUUAUUUGUGAUCAUGAGAAUAUGCAUUAGCGAGUUAUGGUAGCUUAUCUGUUACGGAUUGCGCGAAAGAUAUGUUACGCUUGUUUUUGAUGGAUUUUGUCUGAUUUGUCGCAAUGUGAUCUUGAUUUCAAUGUGGAUGUGUCACGAUAUGUAUCGUAAUUUUUGUGUUCGAGUAGCUGAGGAUAGUGAAAUUUCAUGCUC